AAUCCUUAUUAUCAAAUUCCACAACCCCCACCAGCACCACAACCACCACAACCACCACAACCACCCCAACCACCACAAGCACCUCUACCACCUCAACCACCUCAACCACCCCAAGCACCUCAACUACCUCAACAACUAAUUCCAUCACAAAAACAAGAGCAUCAAAAUAUAAGUAGAACGUCAGCUUCAGUAAUAGCAGAGGCAACAGCUGCCUCAUCAAAUAAUCAAAAAUUAAACUAUCAACCACCACCACCAAGUUAUUAUCAACAUCAACAACAACAACCAAAUAAUUAUCAGCAACAACAACAACAACAACAACAAUCAUCACCAUUACCACCACCAAAUUAUUAUUUAAAUCCAUUAUCACAAACUCCAAUUGAUCCACAAAUGGCAAGUACAUCAGCAAAUUUAAUUGAUAGAGAGUUAGAGAAUGAACAAUUUUAUCCACCAAUUCAAAGUUUCUCAGCCAAUAUUUUAGCAAAUGGACAAACAUUAAGCAAUGUUAAUUUUAAUAAUCAAACCUUGAAGAACAUUACCUUUUUAAAUAGUACAAUAUCGGCAAGUCGUUAUCAACAUACAAGAUUCGAAGGUUGUAUCUUUCAAGAAUGUAACAUCAAUAGCAGUUCCUUUAUCGAAUCUGCAUUCAUUGAUUGUAUAUUUAUGAAUUGUAAUAUCAAUGGUUGCGAUUUCUCAAAAUCAACCCAAGAGAACUGUUAUCAUGUCAAUAGUGAUAUCUCCAAUUGUAAUUUCUUUCAAUCCUCUGGUAACAAUGUCAAAUAUGUCGCUGUCACUAUGUUAAAUAAUAAUUUCGCUCAUAGUAUUCCUCGUAGUACAUUCUGUAGAUGCAACCUAACAAAUGCUCAAUUCUCAAAUUGUAAUCUCUCAAAAACAAGAUUUAAAAUCUCACAACUCAAUUAUGCUAAUUUUGUCUCUGCUUAUUUCGACCUUCCAUUAGACCAUAUCUUUGAUCAAAGAUCUGAAAGAAAACUUUGUAAAUUUUAUUAA
Molecule: messenger RNA, 1005 nt
Organism: Dictyostelium discoideum AX4
Lineage: Eukaryota; Evosea; Eumycetozoa; Dictyosteliales; Dictyosteliaceae
Product: pentapeptide repeat-containing protein
Exons: 1
Source: RefSeq, a predicted model, not a curated record